Penicillium soppii is the source of this 1032-nucleotide messenger RNA. RefSeq lists its product as uncharacterized. Lineage: Eukaryota; Fungi; Ascomycota; Eurotiomycetes; Eurotiales; Aspergillaceae. The coding region runs from base 1 to 1032 and encodes 343 amino acids. The record is from RefSeq and is a predicted model, not a curated record. The transcript has a single exon.
AUGACCGAUCCCGAGAAGCCGAACAUGCGGGGAGAAUCCAAAACCCAAGACAAAUCCAACCCCAACCCCGCCAACACAACAAAACCCCCACCAUCCCUCGCAACCCGCAUCCAAUCCUCCGCAACAGGACUGGCAAAGAGCACCUUCCACCCAGGUUCCGACCAAACCAACACCCUAUCAUCCAGCACAAACACCAAAGCCAGCCCAUCCACCCCAAGCACAAGCAAUGCCGCAGCGCAGAUAGGGCCCAUCUCAGGCCCAUCGGGGUCAACCUCGGCAUCAGCAGGCCCCUCCUCCACGCAGUCGACAUUCCGAAGCACAAGCUCGAUCUCGCCCGCAAUAGAAGACGAAUUCCAGCGUUUCACGGAAGAUCAAGCUACACUACCAGCAUCAGAAUUCCCCGCCGGACCCGAAACACCGACACCGAAAGGCAAAGAGCGCCUCGAGACGACAUGGCAAUCCCCCAACCAACCACGAUCCCAAAUUCCACCCGUCACAACCACAGACCCAACCCCUUACCUCGACGCAGAAGACGGCGCAGCCGUCCUCGCCCUCCUAGCAUCGCCCAGCACAGAGUCAGACCCAGCGACGCUACCAGCUGACGAGCUGGAGCCGACGGCAGCGCCGGCGCCGCUCUCAGCGCGCGAGCGGGAAGCGCUGGACUCGUUCUUGCGGGCUGUGCCUGGGACGGAGACGGAGACGCAGAGACCGGCGCGGAUGACAGGGUCGAGUCUGGUGCCUGAUAUUGACACGUUUCUUAGCCAGGGACUUGGUCAGGAGAACGAGAACGGGGUUGGUGGGACGAGUCGGAGUGGUGUGUUGCUGCGGGAUGAGGUGUUGGCGAAGCUUCCUGGGGCGGGGGAUUGGGUUGGUGUUCAGGAGAGGUAUCAUGAGGAGGUUUGGGGGUUUUUGGAGCCUGUGCUUGAGGCUGCGAGGACGGAGAUGGAGAGUGGAAUUGAUGGUGGGGAGGGGGGUGCAGAGGGGCCGGCUGUUAGGAGGCUAAGGAUGGUUUUGGGACAUAUGGGGGGGUGA